AUGGCUAUUUCCAAGACUUUCAUCCUUGCCGCUCUUUUGGCUUACGCCGAGGCUCGAUUCGGUCAGGAGCAGGAGCCUGUUGCCGCUGUCCAGGCUCUUGAUGGAUCUUUCGGUGACCCUGGUGUUGCCGCUACCAUUGCUGGUAGCAUCCCCAGUGCUCUGCUUGCCGCUGCUAGCCCUUGUGAUAAGCUCACCAUCGCUGAUCAGAUGAUCACUGAGCUCGGAGAUGACCAGGAAGUUAUCGACGCAGCUAUCGGCCUCGUUGCCGCCGAGACCAACUUCAACCCCUCGGCCGUUGACAGACCUUUUGUCUGUGCCGACCCUGCUCUGCCCGCCACUGCUGCUCUCCGAGGAAUCAUCCCCCUCGUUGACCCAGCUGUCGAUGGCGCCGCUGCCCAGAAUGCCAACUCGGCUACUUCAGUCACAACCCCCUUUGACGCCGCCGGCCUGUCUCAGGCUGAGGUCAUGAUCGCUCAGGGAUUCACCACAUUCCAGGCUGUUGAUGCCAGUGGCGCCAACGUCCAGCUCGCCGGUCAGGAUGCUGCUGCUGGAGGCGGUGCUGCCGCUGGAGAUGACGCUGCCGCUGGAGAUGACGCUGCCGCUGACGAUGGUGCCGAUGCUGGUGCAGGCAACGGUAACAACAACAACAACAACAACAACAACAACAACAACAACAACAACAACGGAAACCAAAAUGAUAACCAGGACGAAGACUGUGAGGAGGACGACGCCGCCAACAAUGGCAACAACCAGAACAACAACAACAACAAUGGAAACCAAAAUGGAAACCAGAACAAUGGAAACAACAACCAGAACGGUAACGACAACGCUGAUGAUGCUGGUAACGAUAAUGGAAACGCUGAUGCUGGCAACGACAACGGCAACGCUGAUGCUGGCAACGGCAACAACGCUGGUGGAAAUGCCGGUGACAACGCUGGUAACGCUGGCGCUCUCGACUUCGGCAUCUGCCAGCCCACCAUGGCCCUCAUCGGUGGUCUCAACGGUCGCCCUGCUGAUGAGUUGACCUUCAUCCCUCAGGACCCUACCAUUGCCGAAGGUCAACAGGAGGCUCUCAACCCCAACAUCAUCACCAACCGUAUCUGCGAUCAGCUCACCAACGUCUGUAACGCCAGCGACGAGGCUGUUGCAGCUUGUGAGGACGCCCAGGCUGAGAUCGAGGCUUUGGGAACUCGCGACCAGAGCACCGCCGACACAUGGAACGCUCUUCUCGGCUUCGCUGGUGUUGACUCUUCUCAACAGCAGGUUUAA
This is a messenger RNA of Fusarium venenatum, 1269 nucleotides long. Lineage: Eukaryota; Fungi; Ascomycota; Sordariomycetes; Hypocreales; Nectriaceae. The record is from RefSeq and is a predicted model, not a curated record.